UGUUACGCAUGCAUCCCUAGCCAUCGCCUCCCUCGACUGACGAGUAAUGUUAGCUGACUGACAUAGGACUGAUCAGGUUGGACCGUGAACAGUGGUGGGCGACAAAAGCCAAAGAGAUGGAGAAAGCUUCGAGGAUAGGCAACACCAGGCAACUCUUUGGACUCAUCAGGGAAACGGGUGGGAGAAGACAAAUCAUUAGUGAGACAAUCUCGGAAAAAAAUGGCACUAUAAUUAGCUCACAGGAUAGACGACUGGAUCGUUGGAAAGAGCAUUAUGAGGAGCAGUUUAAUUUGCCCACAGCCACGCUCAACCUUCCGAGCAUCCAACACCUCCCUGAAUGGGAUAUAGAUACAGGUCCUCCGUCACUAACUGAGGUUACUAAAGCUGUCACCAAUCUGAAACUAGGCAAAGCAGCGGGACCUGAUGGAAUGACUCCAGAGGUAUUUAAGUACGGUGGAGACAGCUUACUGUCCGGAUUAACUGAGGUACUAGGCAACGUUUGGGAAUCAGAAGAAGUCCCAUCGGGUUGGUGUAAGUCACUGAUUAUCCCCAUAUACAAGAAGGGAGACAAGUCUUCCUGUGAUAAUCACAGAGGGAUUAGCUUGACUAAUAUAGUAUCUAAAGUCUUAGGCUCAAUAAUCAUGCGUAGACUGAGUGGUGCUCGGGAAGCACAAACACGAGAGAGCCAGGCAGGCUUUAGACCAGGAAGAGGGUGUAUUGAUCAUAUCUUCACCCUCCGACAGAUUCUAGAACAUAGGCAUUCCUACCGGCGUCCAACAGUCAUUAUAUUUCUUGACCUAAAGGCAGCAUUCGACUCUGUCGAUCGGGAAGUUCUCUGGAGAUGCUUGGCUGUCAAGGGAAUUCCGAGAAAAUAUAUUGCACUGAUUAAGGCACUCUAUUCGUACUCAUACAGCCAGGUGAGGGCUUACGGCGAGCUGUCAUCUGAACUGGUGACGACCAGUGGUGUCCGUCAAGGAUGCCCAUUAUCUCCUUUUCUAUUCAACUUCAUCAUAGAUGUGUUAAUGGACUUAACCCUAGGUGACUUCAGCGAUUCAGGGAUUGACUUGCUACCUGGGAAUAAUCUCGUUGACUUGGAAUAUGCAGACGAUAUAGUCCUUCUAGGCGAAGACGCUGACGAAAUGCAGAGUCUUCUAAACACCUUGAACAGCAAUCUACGAAUGUUUGGCAUGCGAUUCGCUCCCGCCAAAUGCAAGAUGAUGUUACAGGACUGGACUACGCUGGCGCCUAGUUUAGAAAUAGGAAGUGAAGUGGUAGAGCACGUUGACCGCUUCACUUAUUUGGGAAGUACCAUCAGCCCCAACGGGCUGAUCUCUGACGAAAUCUCAGCACGAAUACAAGGGGCUCGUUUCGCAUUUGUUAGUUUACGCCGACUCUGGCGUAGACGAGAUGUUCGACUAUCGACCAAAGGGCGGGUGUACUGCUCAUCAGUCCGCUCCGUCCUCCUUUAUGGUUGUGAGACCUGGCCACUGAGAGUGGAAGACAUGAAAAGACUAGCUGUCUUUGAUCAUAGGUGCCUGCGUUCUAUUUCCCGUGUAAAGUGGCAUAAUAAGGUGAGCAACAUGGAGGUUAGGCGUAGAGUUCUAGGUAAACAGGGGAAAUCAAUCGACGAAGUCGUGAAGCUACAAAGACUGAGAUGGUUAGGACAUGUGUUACGUAUGCCAAGCCAUCGCCUCCCUCGACGAGCAAUGUUAGCGGAUAUAGGGUCAGGCUGGAAAAAAGCUAGCGGCGGUCAAACAAAAACUUGGCAUCAGUCAAUGAAAUCCACAACAGUUGGUCUUAGCCACGUAGGAAGGUGUAGACUUCCAGGCUGGGGUCCUCGGGACGGCAAAAAUCUAUGGUUGGAAACAAUUGGUGACAUGGCUCAAAAUCGUUCUCAGUGGCGCAGAUGCAUCCACUCCCUGUGACUUAUGAUCUCCAAUGAAACUGUUUUGUAUUUCUUUAUUACUCCUUUGUCUCACACCUCUGCUCACUGUUUCUAUUAUGCUUUUCUUGUACUUUCUUCUCUUGCUUCGCGUGCUACACGGAAUGUGGCGACUUGAACUUCCGCACAUUUGUGCAAAGUUCUAUGUCGAAAACAGACAGACAGACAGA
Trichobilharzia regenti is the source of this 2112-nucleotide messenger RNA. The record is from the annotation of a GenBank genome assembly. Lineage: Eukaryota; Metazoa; Platyhelminthes; Trematoda; Strigeidida; Schistosomatidae.